Molecule: messenger RNA, 1440 nt
Organism: Echinococcus granulosus
Lineage: Eukaryota; Metazoa; Platyhelminthes; Cestoda; Cyclophyllidea; Taeniidae
Product: Group XV phospholipase A2
Exons: 9
Coding region: 1-1440 (479 amino acids)
Biological process (GO): lipid metabolic process
Source: RefSeq, a predicted model, not a curated record
AUGCUCGAAUGUAAGGGUUUUUUGUCCACCACAAUAGACGAGAAUGAGGAUUUCAACCCGAAGUUAAAGCAUCUGGUGGAAGAAACUUUUCACAAUGGGAAGGAUCAGCGUGUUGUUUUGCUGGGUCACAGCAUGGGCGCGCUGUACGCAUUGAGCUUUCUGAAGAAUCAAAGUGACGCCUGGAAGCGCCAGUAUAUCAAGGCAUUUGUAGCCGUCAGUGCACCUCUGGGAGGCUCCAUCAAGGCAUUAAAAAUGGAAGCUAGCGGUGACAACUUCGGGAUCUAUUUCGACAAUCCGCUGUGGUACCGUGAUGUGCAGCGCUCGAUGUCCUCGCUGGCUUUUCUUCUGCCCGAUCCGCGACUCUGGUCUAAAGAUGAAGUGGUUAUUUACACACCGGCCAAAAACUACACUGUCCACGACUACAAGGAGUUCUUCUUUGAUAUUGGCUUCCCCGAAGAGCCAACAAAUUUGUUAAACCCCGCAUUGAUUUUGGAUGCUCUAUUAAUGGAGCAGGACUGUUUGGGUAGAAGCAUUGAUGGAAGGAUAGGCGACUCUAUCUUCCAUUAUAUGUACGAGGACGCCAAGCUGACCGUGGACGCUUUGACGCCUCCCACAGGAGUGAACGAGGUGUAUUGCAUCUACAGCUCGGCCGUGCGGACACCUGGCACCCUGAUCUACUCCUCCACCUUCCCCGAUGCUCAGCCAGACGUGGUGUACGAGACGGACGGUGACGGGACGGUGAACGUGCGCUCGCUCAGUGUUUGUAAGAGUUGGGCGAAUAACAGCGGAGGCGUCGACCAAGUUGAGACCCUGGUUAUACCAGGUGUUAAUCACCUGUCCAUCAUCCUCGACUCCCGUCUUAUCAAUCGUGCCAAGGAGAUUUCCAAUGCGGAACAACCGAUGCCGGUUGAGAACAAUCCGGAUGUAAAGCUAGAUGGCGUUAAAAUAUCCAAGACGUCCCAACAACCAAUGAGCAAAAUUGAGAAUGAUCUUCUUGUUGACGAUAAGCAUACUUCAGGCGAAAAGACAUCCGAACCGCAAUUCUUCGUUGCAAACGACACUACCGAGCUCAGUGGCAGCGCUUUCUUCUUUCUACGAGCAUCGGAGCGAGAUAUCACUCCAGCAAAUAUCGUGGAGGAGGUGUUUUUCCACUUUCACAAUGCUCAGAAAGGCGACUUCAUUGAGACAACUCAGCACCUUCUCAAAGUUGUCUACUUACCUGCGAUCCAGAGUAAUCAGAAUUGGGGAUGCCUGGAAAGGUAUCCUGAACAGAAGACGCAGCUUCUAAAUGAAUUUGUGGACACAACAUGGCGGUACCUUCGACUACUAAAGCAAAUUCAAGAGGGCUCUGGCCUUCACUUCCUCUCUGCACCUUCGAAGGAGGAUGAAGCCCUUAUUGCUUCACUUAAGAGGAGCAAAGAUUUUAAAGGUAGUAAAUAA